Molecule: messenger RNA, 1363 nt
Organism: Perognathus longimembris pacificus (Pacific pocket mouse)
Lineage: Eukaryota; Metazoa; Chordata; Mammalia; Rodentia; Heteromyidae
Product: UDP-glucuronosyltransferase 1A3-like
Exons: 1
Coding region: 354-1253 (299 amino acids)
Molecular function (GO): UDP-glycosyltransferase activity
Source: RefSeq, a predicted model, not a curated record
GUGGCCCCCUGUGUUGGCAGAGCAGAGACAAAAUGCAAUUGGUGCUGACAGCCAUGUUGGGGGGGGGGGGGUUGGAUGACAAAUGAGCGGUGAACUAAGAUGGUCUCAGGGGCAGCUGGAGAGGCUGUGUUUUCCAGAAGAGGAGAUGAGAUCGAUUUCUCUUUGGGAGUGAGAAAGAGGUCAGAAAUGAAAAGCUAUCAUUCUGCAAUGAUUAACUUAGGUAGGGCAAAAGUCUCUCUAAUGGUGAUUAUUUCUGAACGUUGUCCCGGUGGGCUCAAGAUAAAGGAACGAAUGUAGGAAGCGCUGCUACAGGGCCCGGGGUGAGAAGUCAGCUGCGGAAGGCUUCACACGAGAUGGCCACAGGCCUGCAGGUGCUCCUUCGAGGGCUCGCACGUCUGCUCUGCUUGCUGUGGGCCCUGCCCCGGGCGGAAGGCGGGAAGGUGCUGGUGUUGCCCAUGGAGGGCAGCCACUGGCUGAGCAUGCAGGACCUGGUGCAGGAGCUGCACGCCCGGGGCCACCAGGCGGUGGUCGUGGCCCCCGAGGUGAAUUUGUUCAUCAGAGAACAGGAAUUCUUUACUCUGCAAACCUAUGCCAUUCCAUAUUCCAGGCAAGUGUACAAGCAACACGUGCUGGGCCACCUGAAAAUGUUCUUGGAGACAGAAAGUACUCUGAAUAAACUCUGGAAAGCCGUGGGAGGUUUACAAAAUCUAUCUGCUUUGUAUGAAAGGUCUUGUACUGGGCUACUUUAUAAUAAGACGCUUCAGAGACAUCUGAAUUCCAGUUCCUUCGAUGUGGCUAUAACAGACCCUGUUUACCCCUGUGGAGCAGUGCUGGCUAAGUACCUGAGUAUUCCGGCUGUGUUUUUUCUGCGUGCUAUUCCCUGUGGCCUAGACUUUGAGGCUACACAGUGUCCAAACCCUUCCUCAUAUGUUCCUGUGUUAUUAACAGAGAAUUCAGACCACAUGACCUUCCUGCAGAGGGUCAAGAACUGGCUCUACCCUCUGCCUCUGAACUUUCUUUGCUAUUUUAUUACGUCUCCUUAUGCAAGGCUCGCCUCUGAGCUCCUGCAGAGAGAGGUGUCCUUGCUGGAUGUUUUCAGCCACGCUUCCAUGUGGCUGUUCAGAGGGGACUUUGUGUUGGACUACCCCAGACCCAUCAUGCCCAACAUGGUCUUCAUCGGGGGCAUCAACUGUGCCAACCAGAAGCCACUCUCGCAGGUCUGUAUUUGUUUCUUGAUUCAAUUCAAGUUUUAGGAACAAUAACUUUUAAGGCAGUCUAUUCUCAUAUGCUCUCCUCCUCUCGUCUUUCCAGAGAGUUCUUUCUAAUAGUCUUUGGUGACUUAAAUGCUAUAGGUGUUCAUAGU